Molecule: messenger RNA, 1164 nt
Organism: Megalops cyprinoides (Indo-Pacific tarpon)
Lineage: Eukaryota; Metazoa; Chordata; Actinopteri; Elopiformes; Megalopidae
Gene: gpr45
Product: G protein-coupled receptor 45
Exons: 1
Coding region: 1-1122 (373 amino acids)
Biological process (GO): G protein-coupled receptor signaling pathway
Cellular component (GO): membrane
Molecular function (GO): G protein-coupled receptor activity
Source: RefSeq, a predicted model, not a curated record
AUGGCCCUGUGCAACGGCAGCGUGCCGGAGACGUGUGGCCCCGGGGAGCCCAACGCCACCGACCUGCUGACGGACGAGCACGCCCUCAUGCCGGUCACCCUGCGGGUGGCGCUGGCCGCCGUCAUGAUCUGCAUGAUCGCCAUCGGCUUCCUGGGGAACGCCAUCGUGUGCCUGAUCGUGUACCAGAAGCCCGCCAUGCGCUCGGCCAUCAACCUGCUCCUGGCCACCCUGGCCUUCUCCGACAUCAUGCUCUCCCUCCUCUGCAUGCCCUUCACCGCCGUCACCGUCGUGACGGUGGACUGGCGCUUCGGCGGCGACUUCUGCCGCGCCUCGGUCAUGCUGUACUGGCUCUUCGUCCUGGAGGGCGUGUCCAUCCUCCUCAUCAUCAGCGUGGACCGCUUCCUCAUCAUCGUGCAGCGGCAGGACAAGCUGACGCCGCACCGCGCCAAGGUGAUGAUCGCCGCGUCCUGGGCGCUCUCCUUCAGCGUGGCGCUGCCCUCGGUGGUGGGCUGCACGGUGGUGGAGGUGCCCACGCGGGCGCCGCAGUGCGUGCUGGGAUACAGCGAGUCGCUGGCUGACCGCGGCUACGCCGUGCUGCUGGCGGUGGCCGUCUUCUUCGUGCCGUUCGGCGUCAUGCUCUACUCCUACCUCUGCAUCCUGAACACGGUGCGGCGCAACGCGCUGCGCAUACACAACCACGCCGACAGCCUCUGCCUCAACCAGGUCAGCAAGCUGGGCCUCACGGGCCUGCAGCGGCCGCCGCAGGUCAACGUGGACAUGAGCUUCAAGACGCGCGCCUUCACCACCAUCCUCAUCCUCUUCAUCGGCUUCUCAGUGUGCUGGCUGCCGCACACGGUGGUCAGCCUGCUGGCCGUCUUCAGCCGCCGGUUCUACUUCAGCCCGGCCUUCUACCCGGUCAGCGUGGGCGCGCUCUGGCUCAGCUACCUGAAGACGGUCUUCAACCCCAUCAUCUACUGCUGGAGGAUCCGCAAGUUCCGCGAGGCCUGCCUGGAGUUCAUGCCCAAGACCUGCAGGAUCUUCCCCCGGGUCCCCGGGCGCAGCCGGAGGAGGGUCCGGCCCAGCAACAUCUACGUGUGCAGCGAGAUCCAGUCGGCCGUGUGAGCUGUCAUACGGCACACACCUGUGCUGUCACCUGUCAUAUCC